Molecule: messenger RNA, 6734 nt
Organism: Lytechinus pictus (painted urchin)
Lineage: Eukaryota; Metazoa; Echinodermata; Echinoidea; Temnopleuroida; Toxopneustidae
Product: type-1 angiotensin II receptor-associated protein-like
Exons: 6
Coding region: 1-612 (203 amino acids)
Biological process (GO): angiotensin-activated signaling pathway
Cellular component (GO): plasma membrane
Source: RefSeq, a predicted model, not a curated record
AUGUAUCAGUUGGAGCAGAAGCGGAUAGAGCAGGAGAAACGCCGCAGAGAGCGUCAGGUUACACGACCCGUUACACCGAUUAAAAAGCCUGACAACAAGCAAGCGAAUCUCAGACAGCGCCGCCUGCACGUUUGGGUGGUGGUUGGAGUCCAAUUUGUUUUAACAGUAUGGGCUUCCAUGGGGGGAUGGAUCGACUCUGGUUACGUGUACAUGAACUCUAUUAUCUUGAUCACAGGCCUUAUGGCAAUUAUGAUGCCCGAAUCGCCAGAGAGUGUAUUUAUGAUGUUAAUAUUUGAGAUCCUCAGCAUCUUAAUGGAUAUAAUCUUCCUGGGCAUUUACUUUCCUCGGAUACACUGUGUUGAAGUGAACUGCUCUACAAUGAGAUUUGGAGCUGGUAUGUGCAUAUUGAAUCUUCUGCUAAAACCAGUUGCUAUAUACCUGCUCUUCCGAGAGUACAACAGACGGGGCGGGGACUACGGCGACCUCAACUUCCCCAACCCGACCGUGAGGGGGUACGAGAACAUCGACCAGUCCCUCCCGACGAACAACCAAGUAGAGGAGGCCCAUCCCCCGGCGUCCAUCGAUAAACCUUACACCCCUCUUCCGCAAUAGACCAGUCCAGCCAUAGGUAUUUGGGAAUAGAUGCAGGGUGAUUAGUCUGCAGGCACAGACCUUUGGUUUUUUCGCAAUUUGCAUAGUGCAUAUAAAUGCAGGGUCUGAAGUAGGAAGACUAGAUUCACUCCUGUACAUUGACCGACAGAGAGUUUGGAGUCUCGUCUUCGCUCUUGACAACGUAAUGUAUAAUCUAUUAGAGUGUCAAAUUUGAGUCUGGGCUUGCAGACUACUGGGUGAUUGGGGUCAGCAGUGGUGUGAGCUUCAUUGAUCUUAUAGUAGCCGAUGUGUCGCUAGGUGGGGCAAAGGAUAUUUUUCAUGUUGGGUAUGUCUUGGUUCUGGUGCAUCCUUGUUUCCUGUCUGUGACCUGCCCAUGUUUUAUAAAAGUAUAUGAGUCCUUCUGAUAGGGGACUACCUGGGCCCUGUCGUACAAAGAGUUGCGAUUGAUCUGAUCAAUCACAACUAUGGAAAGUCAGCAAAGUCAACAUAUGAAAUGCAUGUUUGCUCAAAAAAAAUUCUAGAUAUGAAUGUAUAUCCAUAAAGUCAUUGAUUUCUUGACAAUUUGGUGUGUUCUCCUUCGUUUACAAAGGACAUUUUGCAAAUUUCCUGUAGAAAAAAUUAUGACACUGAUGGAUUUCCGUAGAGUUACGAUUGAUUGGAUCAAUCGUAACUCUUUGGAAGAUGGGGCCCUGAUAUUGCAACGGCUCUUCUUAGAUUAUGACUUUGAUUAAAAACAUGCUUACUUUCCAUUUGUAAUGCAAUGAAUGUUCCACAUCACAGUCUAUGCUAGGAGCGUACCACUUUGCUGUGUUCCUUUACGACACAACUCUUGAGAUGCUGAUACUAUAUAGAUUUUUUUAAGGGAAGUGUAGGUCUUGAAUAAAGUAAAUUUAGUGUUUUAACUAUGAAAUAAUAUACAGAUAUUGCCUUUCUAGAGUUUGAAUGUAACAUUUCCACUCCCCGACGGAGUUAUAUUUUUCCCAAGGUAUUAUAUUUUUGAUCGAAGUGCGCAGCGCUGAGGGAAAAUAUUCUCCCGAGGGAAAAAUAUAGCUUCGGAGGGGAAUUGAAAUGUUAUUUAUUAAAACGAUAGACCAGGCAAUAUCUGUUAUAUUUUAUACAGUCUUUGUGGAUUCGCCAUCAGAGAUUGCAUUCAUCAUUCUGGCUCGAACCUGAAAUUCUUGCUACAGCUAUGAUCCAUCUACGUCAUAAUAGAAUUUCCUUUGAAAAUACAUCAAGCGCGUUCUUAAUGCAAUCGACGCGUUAACAGUAGCGCGUACAUCAAAUAAACUACCUGAUUACGCAACUUGUAAGCAGCGAGUGACGUCACCUUAGUGAAUAUAACGCGGCAAUUGACAACACAACACAGUUAUAUUUACCGAGGUGACAUCAAAACCCAGAAUAUAACAAAUGUGAUCCUCGCAGCUAUGGUCACGUGAUGGCGUAUUGACCUAUCACUGAUUCGAAUCUACAUAACCUAUGUAAUAUAGCCAAUUAUAAACUUGUACCAGUAUUGGUGGGAAGUUUGUAAAAACUACAUGUACCGAUUAGGUGUUUGGGAGUUGAGGAUUAUUUUCUUAUGUAUAUUUAUACUGAGUAUGUUCUGAAAUUAGAGUAGAUGCUAAGAAGGUCAACAACAUUUUUUUCUUCACUACCUACUACUUAUCCCCCUUUUUUCUUCGCUACUUACUUAUCCCCCUUUAUAAAUGUUUACAAAGCUGCUGCCAAACUCUUCCAUUGAUACCAUUCUUUGCAACGUGCAUAGAGAUUCCUUAUUAGAGUCAGAAACAUUUCCAAGUUCUGAAUCUUGGCCAAAAAUGCCACUUUGCAGAUUUUUUUUUAGAUAGAUAAAAGUCAUUUUAUGUAACUUAAUUUUAUUCAAUUACAACUCUUAAUGAGGUGGAGACCUGGUUGGGAUGGUAUUUUGCAAUAUGCAUUGUGGCAUGCUAAUGCUUUACCAAACAUUAUCUUGUUGUAGACUAUAGAGGGCAGUAUUUCACCAUGCAGCUCCAGCGAAAUGAAAUGUUAUUUCUGUGUUCCAGAGUGGUAUGUCAAGAGAGUAAUGCCAGAAAAAAAUAUUUCAGAUUGGCUAUUUAUUUCAUGGAGAGUCUAAUACUUCCAUUGGUAUUGUGUAGAGGAGCCAACGUUGCCAUUUUAUAAAUAUACACCUUGUUGAGUCGUUGUAUAUGUAAGCAGGAAAUAAUUUUGCUUUUUUUUUGGUCAUAAGAGAAAAGCUCUCAAAUAAGUAAUGACAGUCCUAUGUAAAAAUAUGCUAUACAAAAGACUUUAUGCAUAGCAGUCUUUCAAAAUUGUGGAGCAAAUUGCGAUGCGAUACCAGGAAAAUUAUUCCCUGGUAAGGCACUAAUACAUGUGCUACCACAAUCUUCAUAAAUACACUUAUGCCAUGAACAUCAUCUUAAUGUUACACAGGGUCUGUAUGCAAUGGGCGGUUUUGAAAGUAUUGGCCAAAAAUAAUAUAAGAAUUUGUCGAGAAAAAUAAUUAAUAAUCCAGUUGGUGUUUCAUAUAGCUGUUUGUAAGUUAUGCAAUCUGUCAAUCCUUUUGUUAUAUACAAUUAAGCUUACCAUUUGCAUUCUGACAAUCAAGAAAAGUCUGACAGCAAUUAAAUGAAUUCACUCAAACUGGAGAUGACUUCACUGACACCCAACACUUGUUUGGGAAGAAUUUGACAUACUGCCCUCUAUCAUCAAGCUUGAGUUAGUGUGGUUUGCCAUUUUUGGAAACGAGGUCCAUGGUCUGAUUAUGAGCAGCCCCCUCUGUCAUUCGAGAUAGUGAGGCUUAUGAAAGAAGGGUUUGAUGAAUUGAGAAAGUAUUGUCAAGUAUUUAUCUUGCUGGCCUGCUGAAAGCAAUUUUAUUUUAUUGCUGGCAGAAGUGUUACCCGUUGACUUCUAUCUUCAGUUUUAAAUGUCUGAGGACAUGAUAAUUGUUAUAUCAGAACCCGAGUUGUUACAAAGUGCUACGAUACCCUUUAAACAAAUGUGUGUCUUCUACAAUAUUGUGAAAUAACAUUAACUCAUCACCGGUGUGUUGGCUCAGUUGGUAGAGCGUCCGUCUCACAACCGGGAGGUCGGGGUUCAAACCCCGGCCGCGUCAGACCAAAAGACGUUAAAAGAUGGGAGUUGCUGCUACCCUGUUUGGCGUUCAACGUUUAAAGGGAUAGAGCCUCGUCGAUCUGGCGCUGCACAGUGGCUGCCGGGCCCACGAUCAAUUGGGCAAAGCAAAUUUUCGGAGUAUAUCAUUUCAUGUCUAUUUCGAACAAUAAAUUAUGGAUUUUCAUUUUUUUUUUCAUUUUUCAACUUCUGAAAUCUAAAACAGUUAUUUUAGCAUUAGCGAUGACACAUGUAUGGGUGUGUGCACACUAUUUGUUAAACGGGAACUGUGUGGAAAAGGAAGUCAUUACAGAAUUUCUACACUUUGUUUGCAUUGUAUGUAUCAUUAUAGCCCUGUGUAAAAAUAGCAUUUUAUGUUACUAUUUAUGGCUUCUGAAUCUGUCAAGAUUUAUGUUUGGAUUGAGGCAUUUUGUUUUUACCAUUCCAUUUAAUCUAUUUUUUGCUCAUUUUUGUGUCUUUUAACCUUUGCUGAAUUUCAAAAAUCGAUUGCACUUGUAACAUUUAAAAAGAGAUCUUUACUUUCUAUUUGUUUGUUAUUCUAGCCAGUGUAUAAGUUAUAUAUUUAGGUUUUAUUUGUUUUCAUACUGCAUGUGUUAAGGUAGUUUUUUUAGUCAGAUGUGCUUUUAAUCUUCUAGAUUACUAAACAUACCAAGUACACGUCUACUUAUUUUCAGAUAUUUAGGACCGAGUUAUAUAACCAUUGAUCAUCCAAAAAAGUGUUGUUAGAGGCCAAAGAGGAGCUAUUUUUCUGUCGUGUUAAUUUUUUAAUCACCAGAGAUCUCAUCGGUGGUCGGCGUUUAAUCCAAGGAAGAGGGAAGUGUUCAUUAUUGUCCGUACGAAAUGAUUUGAAGGAAUUACCUGUGUUAUUAAAGCAUACAUAGUAAAAACGCCAAGCAUAAACAAUUUCAAAAGAGUUUAAACAAUUGUUUAAACAAGUUUUAGUUAGAGUGAUGGGCUUAAAUAGUGUGUUAUUUUUCUUCUUUUUUUACUGUGUAAUCAAAAAUCAUUUUAAGGGCCAUGUCUAUACCCCAAUAAGAAAGUUUAUUUGAAUAAAUAGUGCAAAAUAAAACUUAAGUAAAAUGUUGAAAAUUUCAUAAAAAUCAGAUGUUGAAUAAGAAAACUGAUAGUAUUUCAAUAUUUUGCUUCAUAAAACAAGGCUUUAUUUGUGCAACAUAGGCUAUAUGCAAAUGACGGAUUGAUGAGGUCACACACUCACUUUUACUUGUGUAUAUAAAAGAAAUAUGAACUGGGGGGUGUUUCACAAAGAUUUAAGUAUGACCUAGAGUCGCACUUAAAUGCAUAGUUGUGUGCGGUAUAAAAGGCAUGACCGCAUUGGUCAGAUCAUGACAAAUGGACGUGCACUACGGCGUAUUGAUCAAUAAGAUCGCGUGUUGCAUAUGUCCGCGUCAGCAUUUAAGUGGGACUUAAGUCAUACUUAAAUCUUUGUGAAACACCUCCCAGGUGAUUUACAGCACUAUCCAAUAUCAGUAGUCAUUGCAUGCAAAAGCACCUUUUGAAUAAUUAUGCUGUAAGUUCAAGUAUAGCCUGCUUGCAUUUCAAUCUUAUGGAGGUAAAAAGAGAUCUGUUUGGAAUGAAUUGUAGAAUUUAAUGUUUAAUCAUUUAGUUUUCAGAUUGAAAUUAAUUUCCAGUCCUACUUUUGCUUUGGUACCUAUUUUGUAGUAGCGUACCAUGUAUUAAGAGGGUAGAUAUAGCAAUUUCACUUGAACACAUAAAUUGUUUCUGUCAUGUUUUUUUGUAUUUGUCUUUCAUUAAUUAAAGUGGUUUUUGUAGUUCACUAGCCAGCAAAAUUCAUGAAAUUUACGAAAGUGCAAUAUUCAAUAAGAUGAUCAUAAAGCAUUGAUUGAGUUCCAAAGUGGAUAUCUGAACACUACCUUUAAAUUCAUUUUGUUAUGUUUUGAUUAAUUAAAAGACAUUAUCAUUAUGUGUGCAGAAUUUAAAAUUUCUUUAAUGUAGAUGACAUUCUAUUAAAGCUCUUAAUUUUAUUUUUGUGUUUUUAGCUGAAGAUAGUUAACAUAAUAAACAUUUUAAACAAAUGGUGGGUUCCUCAGUGAGGCUGCAAAGUCAAUUGUCACGUGGGUUGAUUGAAUACCAAUAUAAUGAGAUUAGAAAUUUCAGGAUUUUUUUCUUUAGACAAUGCUAAAACACAGACGACUAACAGUAGACAAUAAUUCAAACUUGUGUAAAUAUCAUUCUUUAAAUAAUCCAACAUAUUUAUUUUGCACAUAUAAUAGGAAAAUAAUUUUUUUAUGGUCCUGCACAUUCGCAUUAUGAAGUGUACAAAAAAUAUGCAAGUCAGCUUGUAGUAUAGAAAAAAAAGAUGAUAUGCCAAUAUUUUCUGUAUAUCUGGCAGAGGCAUCAAGUUUAAUCUAUAUCUCUACCAAAUGAAUAGGUUUUCUCUUGAGGGAAGCUUGGUACAAAUGCUGGAAAAAAAUCGUGAGGUGUUCAUCACCUCCUACCAUGAAGUGAUAAGGUUGAAAUGGUUAUGUGCAAUCUUUUUGUAACUGUAAUGUGGCGUGCCAGUGAUCCCGUCAAAAACAGCUCUGCAAUCCAUGUUUUAGCGUUGAUAUCUUAUUGUAUAUUUACAUUUGAAAGGGUUUGAAUGUUUUAAUAAACAUUCUUAUGAAGCGUUCUUACAGAUAACUUAUGAGAGUGCUAUAUGCAACAAAAAUAUAUCAAUAUUGAAUAAGCUGUUAUAUAGACUUUUACAAAACAAAAGGUUAAAUUGUGAACAUAUAUGCCCUACAUGCUUUUCAAUGAUCCUGUUAAUUUAAGUAUAAUCAAGAGAAAAGGAGCUGUUCAUUAUGUAAAUUGCAGAACUGAUUUUGAAGGUUUUCAAAUUAUUUUUAAUAUUCAUUGUAUUCUUUUUAAUUCCAUGAGUUUCCAGCUUCGAUUUUGUUUUCGAUUCAUUCUUUUUUGCAUUCCUUCUAGCCUUCUGUCAUGUAUGUUACCUGGGUUGUGUGAAAAUGAAUUUUAUU